CCAAUUUAUUACUCCUCAUCUAUAUGUUUUUACCCUGCAGCGUAUAAGAACAUAGCAGUUCAACUUCAAAAUUCAACCUUUGCCCAUUUGCAUAAACAUCCAAUGUUUUCCAAAACUGAACAGCAACAACGAAAGCAAAAAGGAGAAUGGUUAUCAGGAAGUUUCAAACCAGAGAAUUUCAUUCCAGGUCUUGUUAUAGGUUUUAUUUGUGGCUUCUUGAUUGAUUUAUCAAAGCCAACUAGAAAUCACUUAUCCAAGAAAAUUUUCUCAUCUAACAACAAGCUUCAGCACCAACUCUCAGUCUCAAGUAAUGCUGAUCAAGAACUUAAGAUGGUUCUGGUUGUUAGGCAAGACCUAAAGAUGAGAUCCGGAAAGAUUGCGUCUCAAUGUGCUCAUGCUGCGACUGGCAUGUAUGCUGAGUUAACGCAAAGCAACCGGUCUCUUUUAAGACAUUGGGAACAGUGCGGCCAGCCCAAAAUUGUUGUGACUUGCAAGAACCAACAAGAAAUGAAUAAGCUAAAGGAAACAGCUGAAAGUGUUGGCCUCCCUACUUUUGUUGUCGCCGAUGCUGGACGAACACAGGUUUCGGCAGGAUCAAAGACUGUUCUUGCUGUUGGACCUGGACCAAAAGCAAUAGUAGAUUCGGUGACUGGAAGGUUGGCUCUGCUAUGACAGCAUUCAAGAAACAAGCCAUAAUAUGAUAAAUCAGCCAGGCUUUGUUACUGUAUGGUCUUUGUUCCGGCACGCUAUUUAGAUUGUAAUAAUUAUAGGACCUGCUUAUUAGGGAUGAAUAGAGCACUCCAUUUUUGGAUCAAAGUGAGUAACCUAUAAGCUCUUUAGGAAGUUAAUAUUUUGAGAGAUUUUGAGUAAAAGAGGAUGAGACAAUAUUGCAUAAUUAAGAAGUGUGAAAAUCCUCUUGAAUGAGACAGCACAGCAACUUUGAGCAAUCAACAAUUUGAUUAACAUCCUUACAUUACAUUUUC
This is a messenger RNA of Lathyrus oleraceus (garden pea), 983 nucleotides long. RefSeq lists its product as uncharacterized. Gene Ontology annotation, cellular component: cytosol; mitochondrion. The coding region runs from base 103 to 672 and encodes 189 amino acids. Lineage: Eukaryota; Viridiplantae; Streptophyta; Magnoliopsida; Fabales; Fabaceae. The transcript is spliced from 8 exons. The record is from RefSeq and is a predicted model, not a curated record. Gene Ontology annotation, molecular function: peptidyl-tRNA hydrolase activity.